This is a messenger RNA of Puccinia graminis f. sp. tritici CRL 75-36-700-3, 603 nucleotides long. RefSeq lists its product as uncharacterized. The record is from RefSeq and is a predicted model, not a curated record. The transcript has 3 exons. The coding region runs from base 1 to 603 and encodes 200 amino acids. NCBI's taxonomy places the organism in Eukaryota, Fungi, Basidiomycota, Pucciniomycetes, Pucciniales, Pucciniaceae.
AUGCAGAGAUCGGAAGCCGCUAAUGACUUCCACGACUGCUCGCCGUCAUCACCCUCAUGUUAUGCAAGUCGCUCCGAGCCUGAAGAAUCUCCAAGCCCUUCAGAUUCUUCUGGCGUGACUCAUUCUUCUCAAGCUCCCGAACAUCUCUCAAAUCAACAGGAACCACAAGAAAUCAAGAUUACUAUUGACCAUCAAGGGAAAAGAGAAGAGGAUUCCAAGAGCCCAAAAGAAAGCAUUUCAGAUAUUAAGACAACAACCCCAGAGCACGAAUCCAUUAGCAUCAUCCCCCCUGAAAGAUCCAAUGCGGUACAGGACUCAAGACCAGAUUCAUGUGCGAUUUGCAUGAACAGUGAUGAAAUCAAAGAUGCAAGAGUGAAAUUGGAUUGCCAGCACGGCUUUCAUUCAAAAUGUAUUGGACUGUGGAUAUUGAAGAACAAUUACAAGGCGAACUGCCCUACUUGUCGGCAACCAAUUAGCUUGAAAACUGCGAUGAGAAUCACAGGAUGCACAUCACUUGCAUCAGUAACCAAAGCCCGAGUGGUUGGUUAUUACCAUUCUCAUGCUCCAAGUCGGGGAGAUAAAUUCUUGGGCAUCCCUGCUUAA